Molecule: messenger RNA, 1042 nt
Organism: Fundulus heteroclitus (mummichog)
Lineage: Eukaryota; Metazoa; Chordata; Actinopteri; Cyprinodontiformes; Fundulidae
Product: heme-binding protein 1
Exons: 4
Coding region: 325-900 (191 amino acids)
Source: RefSeq, a predicted model, not a curated record
AAUGAGUCACGUUAGGUGGUGAUGCGCGUCAAGCUUGGCGGAGAAGCGCGAAAGGCGGGGACAGCGUGGAGGCUGCUUUGGUCAUUGGUUUGUCUCAGGCGCGGACGCUCAGCAUCAUCUUCCUCUGGAAAGGGGGAGGAAAACAGCUGUUGAGGGAGUUCACGGAGACGAGGAGCUUCGCGCCCUGCUUUUUUUUAUUUUCGUUUGCAAACCACAGCCCCUGCCUUUCCAGAGAGCGAGUUGCUAGAAGAAGCGAGGGCAACAACAACAACAAAAAGAAAGCGCAAAGGAGCGGAGAAAGGAGAGGUGGUCCCAUCCGAAACGAUGUUUGGCAUGAUAAGAAAUUCCCUCUUCGGAAACACCGAGGAGACCGAGUACAAAGUGCUCAGCAGCGAGACCCAGAACGGCGUUGGCUUUGAGGUGAGACGGUACGAUGCCGCAAAAUACGCUGCCAUCUCCUCUGAAGGAAGAACCUAUGAUCAAGUAAUCGGGGAGCUGGUGCGGAAACUGCUGAUGUACAUCGGUGGAAACAAUGAGCAAGGUGAGGCCAUGGGGAUAGCAUUCCCCAUCAUCAUCACAGUGUACCCACGAAACGAUGGCGUCUUCUCCCGACGCUUGGUAGUGGGCAUCCGCAUCCCCAACACCUACCAGCAAGACCCCCCAGCUCCCACCGACAGUGCCAUCAGGAUUGAAGAGCGGCCUGGCAUGACUGUAUAUGCUCUACAGUUUGGUGGCUUUGCCGGGGAGAGCGAGUAUCGGGCCGAGGCCUCCCGCCUGACACGCACCCUCGGCGAGACGACCCCCUUUCAGCGCAAGCAGUACUUCUGCUGCAGCUACGACCCACCGCUUAAACCUUAUGGACGUAGAAAUGAAGUUUGGUUUCUGCAAGAGGAUCCGUGAAAGCCCUGUCAGUCACAUCUGAUGCUUUAUCCUCUAAAAAAAAAUAAAAAUAUCUUCGCCAGUUCGUCCUGAUAGCUUCAAAUUAAACGUUCAGGAAGAGGCAUUUCUUUGUGUUUGUGUCAUACUUUCUAUACUUAACCUU